AUGGAAAAAGUUCGAGGACAAACACCCACUAUUUAUACACAAUUCACAAAGGAGAUUUCGAAGAAAAAAGGAGAUCGACAGUGGGGGAAUCGGAAUCUUAAACAGGCUGAUGAUUUUCGUGAGGAUAGUCUUUCAGGUGCUAGUGAGGGAAAACAAACCGUUUAG
Racocetra persica is the source of this 165-nucleotide messenger RNA. The record is from the annotation of a GenBank genome assembly. NCBI's taxonomy places the organism in Eukaryota, Fungi, Glomeromycota, Glomeromycetes, Diversisporales, Gigasporaceae.